This is a messenger RNA of Cercospora beticola, 859 nucleotides long. The record is from RefSeq and is a predicted model, not a curated record. Lineage: Eukaryota; Fungi; Ascomycota; Dothideomycetes; Mycosphaerellales; Mycosphaerellaceae.
GGUCACCCGACGCAAGGACUCCUGCGAGCUGUUCUUGCAUCAUACUGUUUGGUUCUGGCGCUUGGCCCUUGAUGCGAACGACAAGUAUUUCUUUCCACUCUCCUGUCCGUCCUCUUCCUCUCCCACCACAACGCAAAACAAACAAUCACAACUCACACCAGCCUCCACCUCCACCUCCACACCACAGUCACCCAAACACAACCCACCGACACCAUCAAGAUGCAGUUCAAGUACUUCCUCGCUGUCCUCCCAGCCCUCGUCCUCGCCCAAGAAGAGACAACCACCGGCCCAAUCGACGCAGCAACAUCUGUUAUCAGCGACAUCGCUGGUUCUGCUUCCAGCGUGGCGUCUUCGGUCUCCGAAUCUAUCACCUCCGACGCCAGCUCAAGCGCAUCGGCAAGCGCAUCUUCAGAGGCAAUCCAGAGCUCUAUCGAGUCCAUCCAGUCCAGCGCCUCGUCUGAGAUCGAAAGCAUUCAAUCAGAGGUCGCAAGCGCCACCGAGAGCCUCGCUGAAGAAGCCACUGGAACCGCAUCAGGCUCCGAGUCUAGCGAGGCCGGUGCUUACCAGACCGCUGCUCCAGUGCUCGCCGCCGGUGUCAUGGCCAUGCUUGCUGCUUUGUAGAGACAUCGUUCAGAACACAAGCCUUCAGCCUCACAUGCACCACCGCCCUACUUCACACUACGUGGCAUUGACAUCCGAAGGGACGACAGAUGGAAUGAUAUCACGAACAGAAGAAGAGAUUGUAUCAGUCAACGGAGUGACAGGACACAACACCAGCAAGAUUCCCCACGAGUGGACAGUGGAGUAGAGAAGUAAUGACAGUAGCGAUCAAUUGAACAUUUUGAGUCGUCGUCUCGUG